Ochotona princeps (American pika) is the source of this 3401-nucleotide messenger RNA. It is a transcript of the gene MPP7, whose product is annotated as MAGUK p55 scaffold protein 7. The transcript is spliced from 18 exons. The record is from RefSeq and is a predicted model, not a curated record. Bases 272 to 2041 code for a protein of 589 amino acids. Gene Ontology annotation, biological process: protein localization to adherens junction. Gene Ontology annotation, cellular component: cell-cell junction; plasma membrane. Lineage: Eukaryota; Metazoa; Chordata; Mammalia; Lagomorpha; Ochotonidae. Gene Ontology annotation, molecular function: protein binding.
CCCCGGGAGGGGCGCCGCCGGCGGUUACUCCCGGCUGCGCCGUCCUGCGCUUGCCGCGUCCGCCGGCUCCUCAGUGCCCUUCUCCGCCCGUGGGAGCGGCGGGCCGGGGCCAGCCGGGGUGAGGGCCGGAGCCGGAGCGCCUCCCGCGAGCCGCGGCUGCCGGGCCAGCAUCAGCUUCCAAGAUCCGUGAGUCUUGGCAGCCGGCGUGGCUGUGGGCCGUGCAUUGGACCCCGUGUGGCUCACUGAGGCUGGUGGGUGGAGCAGUGGCAUCAUGCCAGCCUUGGCCAUGGGAUCUGGCAGUGACACAGGUCUGUAUGAGCUGCUGGCUGCGCUGCCAGCACAGCUGCAGCCACACGUGGACAGCCAGGAAGACCUGACCUUCCUCUGGGACGUGUUUGGUGAAAAGAGCCUGCAUUCACUGGUCAAGAUUCACGAGAAGCUCCACUACUACGAAAAGCAGAGUCCCACGCCCAUUCUGCACAGCGCUGCAGCCUUGGCCGGUGACCUGGCUGAGGAGCUCCAGGGCAAGCCAUGCAGCCAUGAUGUCAGAGAGCUGUUGAAACUGCUGUCCAAACCCAGCGUGAAGGCCUUGCUGUCUGUACAUGACACUGUGGCUCAGAAGAGUUAUGACCCUGUGUUGCCGCCCAUGCCGGACGACCUUGAGGAGGAGGAGGACUCCGUAAAAAUCAUCCGCCUGGUCAAAAACCGAGAACCGCUGGGGGCUACCAUCAAGAAGGAUGAGCAGACUGGCGCCAUUGUGGUGGCUCGGAUCAUGAGAGGAGGUGCUGCAGAUCGCAGUGGGCUGAUUCACGUUGGUGAUGAGCUCCGAGAAGUGAACGGGAUCCCAGUGGAAGACAAAAGGCCUCAGGAAAUCAUACAGAUCCUGGCACAGUCUCAGGGAGCCAUCACAUUUAAGAUUAUACCCAGCAUCAAAGAGGAGACCCCCUCCAAAGAAGGCAAGGUGUUCCUCAAGGCCCUGUUUGACUAUGAGCCCAGUGAGGACAAGGCGAUCCCGUGUAAGGAGGCCGGGCUUGCAUUCCGGAAGGGUGACAUCCUUCAGGUCAUGAGCCAGGACGAUCCCACAUGGUGGCAGGCAAGGCACGAGGGCGACACCAAUCCCCGGGCAGGCCUGAUUCCCUCCAAGCAUUUCCAGGAGAGGAGAUUGGCCCUGAGACGAACAGAGGUAUUAGUUCAGCCCUUGAAAGUUUCCAGCAGGAAAUCAUAUGCCGCGUUCGCUGGGCACAGCGGCGGAACCUACCUAGCUGGCUUUAGAAGAAGUUUCCGGCUAAGUAGAAAAGAUAAGAAAACAAAUAAAUCCAUGUAUGAAUGCAAGAAGAGUGACCAGUAUGAUACAGCUGACGUACCCACCUACGAGGAGGUGAUGCCAUAUCGGCGACAGACACAUGAAAAGUACAGGCUGGUCGUCUUGGUUGGCCCCGUGGGAGUUGGGCUUAAUGAACUGAAGCGGAAACUGCUCAUCAGUGACACCCAGCACUACGGUGUGACCGUCCCCCAUACUACAAGAGCAAAAAGAAGCCAGGAGAGUGAUGGCGUUGAGUACAUUUUCAUUUCCAAGCAUUUGUUUGAGACAGACGUACAGAAUAACAAGUUCAUUGAAUACGGUGAAUACAAAAACAACUACUAUGGCACGAGUAUAGAUUCGGUGAGGUCUGUGCUUGCCAAGAACAAAGUUUGUUUGCUGGACGUUCAGCCUCAUACGGUGAAGCAUUUAAGGACACUCGAAUUCAAACCGUAUGUGAUCUUUAUAAAGCCCCCGUCUAUAGAGCGACUGAGAGUGACGAGGAAAAAUGCCAAGAUCAUUUCUAGCAGGGAUGACCAAGCAGCUGCGAAGCCCUUCACGGAAGAAGACUUUCAAGAAAUGAUUAAAUCAGCGCAGAUAAUGGAAAGUCAAUAUGGCCAUCUUUUUGACAAAAUUAUAGUAAAUGAUGAUCUCACCACAGCAUUUAAUGAGCUGAAAACAACUUUUGACAAGUUAGAGACAGAUACCCAUUGGGUCCCAGUGAGCUGGCUGCAUUCAUAACUAGGGGGAAACUCCAGCAUCAUCUUUUCUUUUUCAUUGAGUGCAUGAUUAAAUUAGUUGCCAUUUUGGUGGUGGGGUUUUUUUUCCAUCGGUGUCACUGUCACAGCUGGUUUUUUUGUGUGUGUCUCUUAGAGCCUUAUUUGAAACACAAUGAGUGAAUUUAAGAUCAAGAAUCAAAAUUUGCACGGUACUGUUUUUCACGCACAUUGUUGAGCCUCCUUUUUAUCUUUAGUAGAACUCUGUCUCCAGUGUGAGGCUGAAUUUUUUUUUUUCCUAAAGAACUGCAGCUGGAGACUUGGGGUACGCUGGUGUCCGCCACUUCUUCCCAUCCCCAAAGUGGGCCUGACCAUCCAAGCCUGCCUGUUAGCCACAGACGCCUUAACGAGUGGCCUUGGCACUGCUCCACCCAGCCGGGAGCACUCGGCUGCUUCCCACGUGGCACAAAAUAAAUGGGCAGAGCUGACUGUGAGGCAGAUGGCACACCUGGCCCUGGCUGGCACGGUGCGUUCACAGGGCAUAGGUUUUCAGAUCCUUCUUGAAGGAGGGACUGAACAUUGACCUUAAGUAACUGCCAAGUGACAGCUUGAGAAGUCCUUAGGAGCACAUAGCUGCAGAAAUUUAAUAAGGGAAAAUGCGUUUUUUUUUAAAUCAUGAGAUGUGCAACUAACAACCCUCCCUUCAGGCAUUGUAAGAAGAACAAUGAUAUGUUGGGGCAAUAGAUGAUGACAAUUCUUAUCUGUAACUCCUCACGGGACUCCUUCUGGGGCCACCCAAACAGUUAGUUGUGUUUGAAGUGGCUUUAGACUUUGUGAAUCCGACAGCCUGAUUCCCACCCCGAAGCCCAUGAUGUGACUCAAGAGGAUACCAUCAUUUUGUAGGUCUGUGCAAUGAGUGAUGCCCCGAACAUGUCAAUUUCAUUAGGAUGUGCUUUAGAAAAUUGUUGAUGUAUGUUGACUUUUUUUGUCAGCAAAACAGUUGUUCGUGCCAGCCAGAUGCCAGCCUGACACUGGCUAUUGUUUGUUAGAGGUCCAGGGGAGAUGCUUAAUGAGCUGAACAUUGAGUGGGGUCGUUCCUUUCCCUUCAGUACUGCUGAGCUGCAAGUGAAUGGUACCGUUCAGCCUAUUGGAAAUCCACACAUUCUUGGGGAACACUCAAGCUGCCGAUGGAAGAUUGUUGCAUCUGUGACUUUCAUACAGAAAGAAAUUAUUUUUUGUUGAUCUAUAAAGAGAGUUUAAAUGUCAUGUUUAAAGAAAAAUAGAAUGUAGCUAAAUUUUAUAUAUUUAUGAACUGUUUGAAAGACAUAUUUUUUUAAUGAGCAGAUGAGGCUAUUCAUGAAAUAAAUUAAUUAUAUGUAAAGAUG